AUGCAGUUCAAAGAAAGUGUGAAGCAGUUUGCAGAAGAGCAUAUUGCUCCUCGUGCAUCUAAAAUCGAUCAUGAUAACUCUUUCCCCAAGGAUGUUAACUUAUGGAAAUUGAUGGGAGAAUUUAACCUCCUUGGAAUUACUGCUCCAGAGGAAUAUGGAGGACUUGGUCUAGGUUACUUGUACCACUGCAUGGCAAUGGAAGAAAUCAGCAGAGCUUCAGGAGCUGUUGGCCUUUCUUAUGGUGUCCACUCCAAUGUCUGCCUUGAUCAACUGGUGAGGCACGGAACACCAGCUCAGAAGGAGAAGUAUUUACCAAAGCUUAUCAGUGGGGAGCAUGUUGGAGCUACUUCUAUGAGUGAACCCAAUGCUGGCUCCGAUCUCGUUAGCAUGAGAACGAAAGCAGAUCGAGUGGAUGGUGGCUACCUCAUCAAUGGAACCAAAAUGUGGUGCACAAAUGGUCCAAUUGCUCAAACAUUGGUUGUAUUUGCAAAAACUGAUAUCACAGCCGGCUCGAAAGGAAUCACAGCCUUCAUUGUUGAGAAGGGAACGCCAGGGUUUUAUACAGCACAGAAGCUGGAUAAGCUAGGCAUGAGAGGUAGUGAUACAUGUGAGCUUGUCUUCGAGAACUGCUUCGUUCCCGAAGAAAACGUGCUUGGACAGGAAGGAAAAGGGGUUUACGUGAUGAUGGCAGGGCUCAACUUCGAGAGGCUCGUGUUUUCGGGUGCACCAAUUGGGAUCAUGCAGGCGUGCCUCGACACCGUUCUUCCUUACGUUCGGCAGAGAGAACAGUUUGGGCGGCCAAUUGGGGAGUUUCAGUUCAUACAGGGGAAGGUUGCCGACAUGUAUACUUCCCUGCAAUCGUCAAGGGCUUAUGCAUACUCUGUUGCAAGGGACUGUGACAAUGGAAGAGUGGACUCAAAGGACUGUGCUGCAAUCUUGCUUAAUGCUUCGGAACGAGCUACACAGGUCGCCUUGCAGGCAAUACAAUGUCUGGGUGGCAAUGGAUACAUCAAUGAAAAUCCAACUGGCCGUUUUCUUCGAGAUGCCAAGUUAUACGAGAUUGGUGCUGGGACAACCGAGAUUAGACGAAUGAUCAUCGGUCGACAACUCUUCAAGCAGUACUAG
This is a messenger RNA of Linum tenue, 1125 nucleotides long. Lineage: Eukaryota; Viridiplantae; Streptophyta; Magnoliopsida; Malpighiales; Linaceae. The record is from the annotation of a GenBank genome assembly.